AUGAUGAACGAAGAGGACAAACAACGAAAAGAACAUGUUGAACAACAACAACAACCUCAAGAAUUAAUGAAGAUGAGUCCGCCCCAACCACAACCAUCAUCAUCAACCUCAUUAUCGAAAGAAGAACUCUGUACCAACACAACCGAAAAACACUCGUCCUCUCCUCCCCGAGGGAAUGAAAUAUCUUCCUCUCCUCCUCUUCCUCCUCUUCCCAACUAUUCCAUCCUAUCUCAGAAUCAAAGUCUGAAUCAAUUUUCCUCCUCCUCAUCCUCCAACAACAACAACUUUACAUGCCGAAUCAUGUUAGAGGCUUUUCUUUCCUACUUUUGUUGUGUUUCUCACUUUUCCUCCACAAGGACCAAUUUCGACCGAAUGUUCCGAACCAUAAGAAAUCAAAGAGGAGGAGGAGCAAAUUCCAACAAGGACAUGCCACCACAAGAACCAUCUUCUUCUUCUUCCUCCUCCUCGAAAUUAUCAAUGAAAUUACGUUCACUUUUCAUUCCUGAUUAUGUCGUGUUGGGUAAGAAUGAUCGAAUUAAGAUGGUCAAGGACAAUGCCAUAAAGCAUUCUUCGUCGUCGACGUUGUUUCCACAGACGACAAACAAGACCAACAAACAUGCACCACAUAAAAUUCGACUCAUGACAGAUGCCAUUGAGGAAAUACAUGAUGAGGAAGUGGAAGAACAUGUCAUUGAAAGUGAAUAUUCAUUUUGGAUAUGGCUGAAAAUUUGCUGUUUGGGACAAUUGACAUUUAUGUGCCAUCCUCCUCGGUGUUUCACGAUUUUAAAUUGUUUAUUAUUGUUAUUUAUUUUACAAGGGAUAUUUGGAAUAUCCUCUGCAUUUAUAUUACUGUAUACAAGUGGACAACGUGUUUCAGAGAAUACUCAAUCAAUUCAACAAUUACAAAUUAAGACAUUCAGUAAUUAUGAAAUAUCUCAUCUAUUAGACUAUACUUCUCUUGCAGUUAAUUCCAUGCUGUUUAAAUUAUCAAAUCCUUCUUUCGAUGUCACCAACUCGACGCAUUGGUUUACCUUAUUUCAUUAUGUGGCUGGUAUUUAUAGAAAUAUCAUUCCCAUUGGUGGCAUAGUAUUUGCCAGAUACGACAAUAUCUACGUUGGAUACAAUCGAGAUCAUUUAUUUACCAUUCGAAAUGGAUCCAUUGUUGAUGGAGCACAAUGUCAAUACUUUUUCAGCUCGAACUUCUCUCAACCAAUGACAGAAGCAUAUUUUGCCGAUCACUUCUCUCAUUCGAUCUGUAACGUAUCUAUUGUUACCACUCAGAGACCAUGGUACACUCCUUAUAUGAGGAGUGACAAUCCCUCCACGAACAUUCGAUGGUCACCUGUUUAUAUUUCUUCAGCUGGAGAUUUGAGCAUAUCAGUAACCAUUCCUGUGUAUGUGAACACUAGUACGCUUUCCAAUGUGACCAAAGCUCCUUUCACACUUCCUGACAAGUUGGUGGAUGCAUCUCUGAAAAAUCCGUCUUACUUGUAUGGAGUGGCUGCAUUUCAACUUUUAUCUCCAGCACUAAGUUCCUUGUUGAAGAAUUCGAGUGUUCUAUUUGAAGAUUUAGAUUUGGCAUUUAUUACAAAUGCUAAUGGUGAUCUUAUUGCUGUCAAUGUGGAUGACGAUGAACCAAAAUAUUUGACUGCUCAGAGAAUUAUUGACAACUACAGAGAAAGAAACAUUUUAUCCAUCCUCAACACGACCACAUGCCAAGUUGAAAAAGGAAUUUGCUCUAAAUUUAUUGAACGAUAUCCCUAUAAUGGAAUCGAUGCAAUUCUAGAUGUUGAGUUAACAUUUAUUACAGAUAUUUAUAAUCUUUCUUGGGGAGUAGCAGUGGCGACUCGAAAAGCAUCUUUUGCAGAUGAGGUGGUCACAGGAGGAAUUACAAGCGUUGUAAUUUUUGUGAUUAUUUUCGUAUUUGGAAUGUUUUGUUUAUUCUUUUUUGUGAAAGCCAUUAGCAAUCCAUUACAUCAAAUUUCUAUAGACAUGUUAAAAUUAACCAAUCUUUCAGAUAUGGAUAAGGAAAAGGAACCUUCAAGUUUUUUCAGUGAUAUUAAGGAGAUGCAAGAAUACAUUUCGAUUAUGAGAAAACGAUUGAAUACUUUUACCAAAUAUGUUCCUGAAGUCAUUGUCCAAAAAGUAUUACAAAAAGAGCACGAAGAUUGUGGUGAAAUAUACAUGAGCGAGCAACACAUGAGUGUACUCUGUUGUGACAUUGAAGGAUUUAACAAGAUGUCCGAAUCGUUAGAACCUCAAGAAUUGUUAACCAUUGUGAAUAAUUACGUGACAUGCGUUUGUGUCAUUAUUCACAAUCGUCGUGGACUUGUGGAUAAGUUUAAUUCUGCCUGUAUCACAUGCUUCUUUAAUGAAUCAACAUGUCCCGUCAAUGAUCACGAAAUGCAUGCAUGUAUUACUGCAUUAGAAAUUAUGGAAGCCAUUGAAAAUGAUUUAAACAAAAAGCACUUUUCUGAAGAAAACAAAAUUCGAGUGAACAUUGGAAUCAACUCGGGAAAAUUCCUUUGUGGAAAUGUGGGAACCAACCAAUCUCUUAGUUUUAGUGUAUUUGGAAAGAAUUUAGAGUUUGCCUCAAAACUAAUGGAAUUGAAUCGAUUUUUUAAUUCGUCUAUUUUGAUUGGACCUUCAACCUUUGAAAAAGUUUCCAAUGCAUUCCUUUGCUACUUUAUGGACUAUUUGAAAGAAGAAUCCGUUUGUUCCUCUCAUGACAUUGUUUCGACCAUGAAAACUCUUUCGAAAGGAGAUUUAUCCAUGUAUUGGAACAAAACACAGAGUGACUUGCAUGCAUGUUAUGAGUUAAUAGGUCACAAAAACGAAGCGACUGAUUUACAGAAGAGAAUUGCCUCUGACUUGUUUCAGAUUCAGACCUCUCUGACAGAGGAAAAGAAAUAUUCUGAUCUCAAAAGUAAAUGCUCCAUGCUUGUCUCUUUAACUGGAUUGAAGAAUGUGCAAAUUUUGUACGAAAAGUGUCGCAAGCAAGGACCAACAUGGAAUGUUUUCUCAACAAUAAACAAAUGA
This is a messenger RNA of Naegleria fowleri, 3039 nucleotides long. RefSeq lists its product as uncharacterized. Gene Ontology annotation, cellular component: cytoplasm. Bases 1 to 3039 code for a protein of 1012 amino acids. The record is from RefSeq and is a predicted model, not a curated record. Gene Ontology annotation, biological process: intracellular signal transduction; cyclic nucleotide biosynthetic process. Gene Ontology annotation, molecular function: adenylate cyclase activity. NCBI's taxonomy places the organism in Eukaryota, Heterolobosea, Eutetramitea, Acrasida, Naegleriidae. The transcript has 2 exons.